AUGGCAAACUCAAUGCAGGGCGAUGGGGCCCUCCCCAGCGCGGCGCUCUGGGCCUCCCAUAACAGGAUGGUAAUGGAGCCGCUGGAGAGGAACGACCCAGAGGUGCACAGCAUCAUCAAGAAGGAGAAGCAGCGGCAGAGACUGGGCCUGGAGUUAAUUGCAUCAGAGAACUUUGCGAGCCGAGCAGUCCUGGAGGCCCUGGGAUCCUGCAUGAACAACAAAUACUCCGAGGGCUACCCGGGACAGAGGUACUAUGGCGGGACGGAGUUUGUAGAUGAGCUGGAAAGGCUGUGCCAGAAGCGAGCCCUGGAGGCGUACCGGCUCGACCCCCAGAAGUGGGGCGUCAACGUCCAGCCCUACUCAGGGUCACCCGCAAACUUUGCGGUGUACACGGCACUGGUGGAGCCCCACGGCAGGAUCAUGGGGCUGGACCUGCCAGACGGGGGCCACCUCACCCAUGGGUUCAUGACGGACAAGAAGAAGAUCUCUGCCACCUCUGUCUUCUUUGAGUCCAUGCCUUACAAGGUACCGAGCUGCGCCCCCAGCCACAGCCAGGAUGGUCCUCCAGCAUCUGCUCCUGUCCCCUCCACAUCCCAUCUCCCUGCAGGUGUCAGCUGCUAUUCCCGCAAUUUGGACUACGCCCGCAUGCGGAAGAUCGCCGAUGCCAACGGUGCCUAUCUCAUGGCCGACAUGGCCCACAUCAGCGGGCUCGUGGCUGCCGGUGUCGUGCCCUCCCCCUUUGACCACUGCGACGUCGUCUCCACCACCACCCACAAGACCCUGAGGGGCUGCAGGGCCGGCAUGAUCUUCUACCGCAAAGGCACCCGCAGUGUGGACCCCAAGACGGGCAAGGAAACGCUCUACAACCUGGAGAGCCUCAUCAACCAAGCCGUCUUCCCCGGGCUGCAGGGAGGCCCGCACAACCACGCCAUUGCAGGGAUCGCCGUGGCGCUGCAGCAGGCCACGACGCCCGAGUUCAAGGCCUACCAGCAGCAGGUGGUCGCAAACUGCAAGGCGCUCUCCUCGGCACUGAUGGAGCUGGGCUACGACAUCGUCACGGGGGGCUCCGACAACCACCUGAUUCUGCUGGACCUGCGCAGCAGAGGCACGGACGGCGGCCGGGCUGAGCGGGUGCUGGAGAUCUGCUCCAUCGCCUGCAACAAGAACACGUGCCCUGGCGACAUCAGCGCCCUGCGGCCCAGCGGCCUGCGGUUCGGGACACCGGCGCUUACAUCCCGCGGCUUCCUUCAGGACGAUUUCCGCAUGGUGGCUCAGUACAUCCACAGAGGGAUCGAGCUGACGCUGCGCGUGCAGAAGGACAUGAGCCCCAAGGCCACGCUGAAGGAAUUCAAGGAGAAACUAGAGGAGGAGAAGUACCGGGGGGAGCUGAAGGCGCUGAAGGAAGAGGUGGAAGCCUUUGCAGGGACCUUUCCACUCCCGGGGCUGCCGGUCCUCUAG
Molecule: messenger RNA, 1458 nt
Organism: Eurypyga helias (sunbittern)
Lineage: Eukaryota; Metazoa; Chordata; Aves; Eurypygiformes; Eurypygidae
Gene: SHMT1
Product: serine hydroxymethyltransferase 1 (soluble)
Exons: 10
Coding region: 1-1458 (485 amino acids)
Biological process (GO): folic acid metabolic process; tetrahydrofolate interconversion; L-serine catabolic process
Cellular component (GO): nucleus; cytoplasm; cytosol
Molecular function (GO): glycine hydroxymethyltransferase activity; pyridoxal phosphate binding; mRNA regulatory element binding translation repressor activity
Source: RefSeq, a predicted model, not a curated record